Messenger RNA from Dictyostelium purpureum, 1328 nucleotides. RefSeq lists its product as uncharacterized. The transcript has 2 exons. NCBI's taxonomy places the organism in Eukaryota, Evosea, Eumycetozoa, Dictyosteliales, Dictyosteliaceae. Bases 227 to 1222 code for a protein of 331 amino acids. The record is from RefSeq and is a predicted model, not a curated record.
CAUUAUUAGCAAUAAAAGAAAGAAAAAAAAAAAAGCAAUAAAUUAAUUAAUAUAAAGAAAUUAAAUAGUUUUUUUAUUAUAUAAUAAAACAUAAAAUUUUUAUAUAUAAAAAAAUUAUAAUAACAAUAUACUCAUAUACAAAUAAACGUAGAUGAAUAAAAAUUUUAAUAAUAUACAUAAUAAUAAUAAUAUAAACAGCAAUAUUAACCAACCUAUACACAUGACGAUGGCCCCAAAUAACAGUGAUAAUAAUAGUAGUAGUAGUAAUAGUAGUAGUAAUAGUAAUAGUAAUAGUAGUGGUAGUAGUAAUAAUAUCGAUAAUAGUCAGCAGUUUCAAUGCCCAUAUUGCCCAACUAUUUAUUUUUCUCAAAAUUUAAUUAGUCAAGAUACAAAUUUAAAUAAAUGCGAGCAUUUAUUAUUGGACUAUCAAACAGUGUCCCAUUUAAAUGCCACUUACAGAACUGUCUCGGAUUUAACUGGAAAUUUAUUAGGUAAUAAAAUUCCAUUAGUAAUUGCAAAAAGAUUUAUUAAAUUUAUUAGGGAUACUAAAUCUGGUGGUGUACCAAAUGGAUUUUAUACAAUUCACAAAACCAAAGCAAGAGUAUCACAUACUUUUCAAGGUGUUACAUCAUUUUCAUUAAGAUAUGUUAUCGAUUUUGAUAAUAACAACAGUAAUAAUAAUAACAGCAGCAAUAAUAUUGGUAAAACCACAACAAUUGAAUCUACUUAUUAUCUUACUCAAAACCCAAUCCAAGAUUCAACUCUUUUCGAAUCAUUUGUUUUAAAAAAUUAUAUUGAUUCAAUUCCAUCUUUAUCAACCAAAAUUAAUUCAACAGAUUGUUUAAAUAAUGAACAACAACAACAACAGCAACACAUUUCAUAUAUAGGUUUUACAAGAGAGCAAAUUAAAACAUUUUUAGAAUUUGACGAUCAAGACGAAAACUAUUCAUAUGACUAUGCAAAUUUAGAUAAUAAUGGUGAGGAGGGUACCAGUUUUGAAAGUUUAUUAAAGAAUAGAUGGAUUUUAAUUACAGGUUUACCAUCAAAUCAGUUACCCAUCUUUGUAAAUAUAACUUUACAAAUGCUUAUUCAACAAGAGCAACAAAAACAAAUAUCAAAUGGUUUAAUACCAAUAGCCUUAAAUGUAAAUAAUAAUAAUAUUGAAAAUAAUGUUAAUAUUCACGUUGUACACCCACUUCCAAAUAUUGCAAUUCAAUCUUAAAUCAACCUCAAUUCCGAUAAGAAAGAAAUUAUAAUUAAUUCCUUUAAAAUUUAAAUAAAAUAAAAUAAAUUUAAAUAAAAUAAAUUAAAUUAAAUAAAAUAUCCUU